AUGGCGGGUUCGGAGGUUGUGCUGUUAGACACCUGGGUUAGCGUGUUUGGUAUGCGGGUCAGAAUUGCUUUUAUGGAAAAGGGUGUCCACUAUGAGCGCAGAGAAGAAGACUUGAUCAACAAAAGCCCAUUGCUCCUUCAGAUGAACCCGGUUCACAAGAAAAUCCCUGUUCUCAUCCACCAUGGAAAACCCAUCUGUGAAUCCAACAUCAUUGUUCAGUACAUCGAUGAGACCUGGCAGAACAAGUCUCCACCAUUGUUGCCCUCUGAUCCUUAUCUCAGAGCUCAGGCUAGGUUCUGGGCUGACUACAUCGAUAAGAAGAUAUAUGAUGCUGGGAGGAAGAUAUGGAGUACAAAAUUAGGAGAAGAGCAAGAAAAAGCAAAGAAGGAAUUCAUAGAUUGCAUGAAGGUGUUGGAAGGGGAGCUUGGGGAGAAGCCAUAUUUUAUGGGGGAGAGCUUCGGGUAUGUGGAUAUUGCACUGGUGCCUUUCUACUGUUGGUUUUAUGCUUGGGAGAAGUUUGGGAAUAUAAGUAUAGAGAAAGAGUGUCCAAAGCUGGUUGCAUGGGCUAAAAGGUGCAUGGAAAGAGAGAGUGUUUCCAAGACUCUUCCUGAUCCUCACAAGGUCUCUCUUAUAUCAGCAACCACCACCACCAUGUUCCUCACUCUUUGUUCGGAGCUAGCCAAACACCCUCAGAUGUGCUGUUGUUACUGCUUGCGUGGCUCCAUCAAACCAGCUCCCUCCAACUACCUAUCAUCGUUCACUGCCCCUCCCUUUGAGUUCAUGUCGGAAAAAAACAAACGAGCAAGGAAGUGGAACUGCCAUUGCACGCCGCCACCAUCCGCUGCCACCGUGAGGACUCCGAUCACCACCACUUACUGUCUCCUUUCGCUGAUCACCGUCGGAUGA
Messenger RNA from Lactuca saligna, 906 nucleotides. NCBI's taxonomy places the organism in Eukaryota, Viridiplantae, Streptophyta, Magnoliopsida, Asterales, Asteraceae. The record is from the annotation of a GenBank genome assembly.